Raphanus sativus (radish) is the source of this 915-nucleotide messenger RNA. Its product is annotated as vacuolar iron transporter 1-like. The record is from RefSeq and is a predicted model, not a curated record. NCBI's taxonomy places the organism in Eukaryota, Viridiplantae, Streptophyta, Magnoliopsida, Brassicales, Brassicaceae. The transcript is spliced from 4 exons. Gene Ontology annotation, molecular function: manganese ion transmembrane transporter activity; iron ion transmembrane transporter activity. Gene Ontology annotation, cellular component: vacuolar membrane. Gene Ontology annotation, biological process: intracellular manganese ion homeostasis. The coding region runs from base 33 to 785 and encodes 250 amino acids.
ACACAAAAGGAGAAAAAAAGAUUCAUCUUCAAAUGUCGCCGGGAGGAGAUAAAAUAACGAGGAUCACUAUAGAGCCUGAGAAGCAAUCACUUCUCGAUCAUCAUACCGAGAAACACUUCACCGCAGGAGAGAUCGUUCGUGACAUCAUCAUCGGCGUUUCUGAUGGUUUAACCGUUCCAUUUGCACUCGCCGCCGGACUCUCCGGUGCUAAUGCCUCUUCGUCUAUCAUACUCACCGCUGGUAUAGCCGAAGUCGCCGCCGGCGCUAUCUCCAUGGGACUCGGCGGGUAUCUAGCGGCCAAGAGCGAAGCGGAUCAUUAUGCGAGAGAGGUAAAACGAGAACAAGAAGAGAUCAAGACCAUUCCUGAGACUGAAGCAGCAGAGGUGGCAGAGAUGUUGGAACACUAUGGAGUAGAGCCACAUGAAUAUUCACCUGUUGUUAAUGCUCUUCGUAAAAAUCCUCAAGCAUGGGUUGAUUUUAUGAUGAGGUUUGAGCUGGGAUUAGAGAAGCCUGAGCCAAAAAGAGCAUUACAAAGUGCGUUCACGAUUGCAAUCGCUUACGUUCUUGGUGGUUUCAUACCUCUAUUUCCCUAUAUCUUCAUACCGCAAGCAAUGGAUGCGGUAGUGGCGUCUGUGGUUAUAACUCUGCUGGCUCUCUUCAUAUUCGGCUAUGGAAAAAGGCAUUUCACCGGUAGCAGACCAUUUAAAAGUGCGUUUGAAACGGCUUUUAUAGGAGCGGUAGCCUCAGGGGCUGCUUUUUGUUUGGCUAAAGUGGUGCAACUUUGAUAAAACUAAUGUUGCGUUUUAAUGUUUUAAAUUGGAGUUAUAUUGCAUGCAAUGUGACGGUAAAAGUACAACUUAUUGUGACAUAAUGCAAACUUAAGGAAGCAAAUAUUUGGUUGUUCAUUGUUCAGAA